CCCUCUCAAGAGCUAAUCAAUAAAAUAGUUCAACAGGUGGAGUAUUAUUUUUCUGAUGAGAACAUUGUUAAGGAUGAUUAUCUGAUGAAGCACAUAAAGAGGAAUAAACAGGGGUUUGUUAGUUUGAAGGUCAUUUCAUCUUUUCAUAAAAUGAAGAGGUUGACAAACGACCAUAGAGUCGUAGCCUAUGCAUUAGAACACUCGUCGAAAAAAUUGCAAGUUAGUGAAAAUAAAAAUAAAGUCAAGAGGAUUGAUCCACUGCCGAGGACAUCUGACAAGAUGUCGGCUGAAGAUUGUUCAAAAUCCGUCAUUGCCACUCCAGUUUUGUCCACGUCAGUUGAGGAGCUGAAGAGGUCGUUCGAGAAGUGUGGCAAAGUUCUUAGGGUCAGCGUCUUCACAGACGACAACUUCCCGCCAUGGCUGAAGACCAUUUUGAACAAGAACCGAACCUACCACCUGCCAUUCGCCAUCGUCGAAUAUGACAACAUCGAGUCGGCCGGCAUGGCGAGCAAGGUACUCACGAACACGUCUGAUUGGAGGAGAGGAAUGAAGGUCGAUGUUCUGAUGAAGCCAGCAAAAAAUAAGCCAGAGAGUAAAGAAAAAGAAAAUAAGCAAAAUCUAGGCGAUCCUGUGAAACCUCAAAAGAAGAAGAAGAAAUCGAAGAAGAAGGACCAGCAGGCAGCAGCUCACCGGAUUGCUGAACUUCAAACGACGAUAUCUAGUAGUGGUUCCGACCUUGACAAGACCACCACUGGCACUCAAGUUCAACCGGAUCGGGGUGGCAUCCCAAUCCCCACCUCUCCAAGGCAGAACAUCAACUACAGCAAAUCAUUCGGUUGCAGUCCCACAAAAUCGGGAGCUCAUCAGCACAGUCAACCACAACAUCUCAUUCCUGCAACCAGGCACGGAGGGCUGGCAAAAUCACCCCUGACCUACGAACUCGAAGAUGGAACUCGUUUGAGGUCAAGUUCCUUCGGCCCUCUCUCAUCCAGUCCUGGCAGGUGGCUUCAGAAAAAACUUCAAGUAGGUGGUAGUGGUGGUGGUGGAAGUGCAAGUGCCAGCAUAACAACUGUAGUUACUGCUGGCUUGACUGGUAGCAGUGAACACUAUUUAUCUGCUGCCGCAACCACCAACACCGCUACCAAGGAGGAACAGAAAACUGAAUUUUCGCACAAGAAAUUCACAGAAGGGCUGAUAAGGAUGCCUAGAGGACCUGAUGGUACCAGGGGGUUUCGUUUGAAGAGGACCAUAGUCCAGUAAUGUGAUAGUUAUGCUAUUGUACAUUUUUUAUUUAUUGAUCGACUUCUUCAUCUGAUAUCUAUGUGAAU
This is a messenger RNA of Helobdella robusta, 1328 nucleotides long. RefSeq lists its product as hypothetical. Gene Ontology annotation, molecular function: mRNA binding. NCBI's taxonomy places the organism in Eukaryota, Metazoa, Annelida, Clitellata, Rhynchobdellida, Glossiphoniidae. Gene Ontology annotation, cellular component: nucleus. The transcript is spliced from 3 exons. The record is from RefSeq and is a predicted model, not a curated record. The coding region runs from base 85 to 1260 and encodes 391 amino acids.